Molecule: messenger RNA, 363 nt
Organism: Echinostoma caproni
Lineage: Eukaryota; Metazoa; Platyhelminthes; Trematoda; Plagiorchiida; Echinostomatidae
Source: the annotation of a GenBank genome assembly
AUGAUAGAGGAUGGAUUCUGUCCCCCCACCUCAGCUAUUCUGUCUUCCCGAAGUGGUGACAGACGUUCAACUCGUGAGCGACGCUCAGAGCGUAGUAGAGAUCGCGAUCGAAGUGGACACAGAAGUAGUCGACACGAUCGCGAACGGUCUUCCAGGUCGUCCCGUCGUAGCAGACAUCGCUCCGGUAGCCGCACUUCCACACGGCGUGAAUUCGACUCUCCGUCAAAAUCUCCACAUCAAAUGAUUUCCGAGGAUUCGCAGACGCAAGACGGGCCUUCAUCCUCUUCUAAAGUAACUGAUCCACUUGCUGUUGCGGCAGCUCGCGCGGCCAAUAUUGCUGCUGCUUUGAAUUCAUCGAAUUGA